AUGGGCAAUACGACUGUGCUCAUUCUCAAGACUUGUACUCAGGAAAUGGAAGGACACCCGAGCUUCGGCGCCGCUUCUCCGCGCGCCUCGUGGCGCAGGCGCCAGGAAUUCGGGCUGACUGCAAGGGGCCGGACCAUGCAGCCGAAUGCCGGAUCGACGCAGAAAAAGGUGUUAUGCAGUCCAGAUUUCGCACCGGUGCUGCUAGUUGCUACGAGAUGGUUGAAGCACAACACCAUUCAAUGCAGCCUGCAUAUCUGCCAGGAGCGCAGCGGCCCAUCCUCGAUUCAGACAGGACACCAGAACCCGACCGGCUCUAAUGCAGGCGUGGGCCUCGAGCAUGCGGGGACAGAAGCAGGCAGGGCCAAUCUUUCAGUGACUGGACCCGUCCUUUCACCCCUGGCAACUGGUCAAAAGGAGACCGUGUAG
This is a messenger RNA of Penicillium diatomitis, 426 nucleotides long. RefSeq lists its product as uncharacterized. The transcript is spliced from 2 exons. The record is from RefSeq and is a predicted model, not a curated record. The coding region runs from base 1 to 426 and encodes 141 amino acids. NCBI's taxonomy places the organism in Eukaryota, Fungi, Ascomycota, Eurotiomycetes, Eurotiales, Aspergillaceae.